Globicephala melas (long-finned pilot whale) is the source of this 2305-nucleotide messenger RNA. RefSeq names its product 2'-5'-oligoadenylate synthase 1-like. The record is from RefSeq and is a predicted model, not a curated record. Gene Ontology annotation, cellular component: membrane; nucleoplasm; cytosol. Gene Ontology annotation, biological process: regulation of ribonuclease activity; defense response to virus; negative regulation of viral genome replication. Gene Ontology annotation, molecular function: double-stranded RNA binding; 2'-5'-oligoadenylate synthetase activity. NCBI's taxonomy places the organism in Eukaryota, Metazoa, Chordata, Mammalia, Artiodactyla, Delphinidae.
CAAAAGCAUAGAUAGCAUACAAGGUAUGCUCUUUACCACAAUGGAAUUAAACAAGAAAUCAAGAAAAGAAAGAUCUGGAAAAUUCCAACGUCUUUGGAGAUUAAAUAACACAUUUCUAACACACACAUGGGUCUAAAAGUCUCAAGAGACAUUGAAAAAAUAUUUUACACUCAAGGAAAAGAAAAAAUAAAAUAAAAUUUAGAGACACAGUGAAAGCAGUGCUUAGAGGAGAAUUUUUAGCACUGAAUGCAUAUAUUAGAAGAGAAGAAACAUCUAAUCUCAGAGAUCGUGGAGCAACAGGUGAGACUAUUCUGCAAUGAUUUCAUAAUUGGUGGAGACAACACAUUAUGAUUUGGCAAACCCAUAAAAUGUACAACGUAGUGUGAACCCUAAAGUAAACUUUGAACUUUAUUUAAUAAUAACAUGUCAAUAUCAAUUCAUCUUGCAACAAAUGUACCACACCAAAUUUGAUAACAGGGGAAACUAUGGGUGGAAGGAGAGAGGACGUAAGUGAACUCUGUACUUCAAUUAUUUUUUAAACCCAAAACUUCUUUAGGAAAUAAAGUCUAUUAAUCAAAAGGGGGAAAAGUAUAGGACAAUGUCGUUUAACAAAAAAUAGACACAUGGUUAGAGUUUGUGUGUAUGUGUGUGUGCGUUAGCCUAGAAAAAAAUAUCUGGAAAGAUCUCCACCAAAAUGUUUAUAGAUGUAGUCUUCAAAGUUUAGGAUCCUGGAUGGUCUUUAUGCUCCCUGAUUUUUCCGACAUGUUUCUUUUUAUAAUAUGCAGGUACUGCUGUAAAGAUCAUAGGAGACCAUAAACCAAUUUUGUAGGUAACAAAAAAAGACAAAGGAAACCCCCCCAAAAGUUUUUACUUAUGACUUCUCUUGGGUGAGGUACUAAGCUGGGUUGAAAAGCAACAUUUUCAGAACAGUCUGAAGAAAGGCCUGAUGUUCUAGGGGGCUGGAUAAAGGCAGAGUAAGUCUCAGAGAGCAGGGGAAAGAGCUGGGAGACACAGGGUCGAAGGGGUUUUUGAUUUCUUAAAGGCAAAGAACAAGGUUAUGGCUCCUCCCUUUCAAAGAAAGGAAACCAGUGACAGUCCAGACUCAGGGCACAGCUCUACCCUUUCGAGAAAAUGAAACUAACAGCCUCCUAGACCCAGGCAGCGGAAGAGGUAGAAGCUAACAGGUUUUGGCAGCCAACUCUGCUGCCUCUGGCUCUCCUGUCCCUGCCUGAGCAUCAUGAAGAAGUUUAGAAAGACCCGAGCCAACCAACUGGACAAGUUCAUCGAAGACCGCCACCUGCCAGACAAGGAUUUCCGCACGCAGGUCAAUGAAGCCAUCCACAUCAUCUGCAGUUUCCUGAAGGAGAGGUGUUUCCGAUGGGCCCCUGACCCUGUUCGGGUGUCCAAAGUUGUGAAGGGUGGCUCCUCAGGCAAAGGCACGACCCUCAAGGGCCUAUCAGAUGCUGACCUUGUCGUUUUCGUCGCCAGUCUCACAAGUUUUCGGGAACAGCUUCAGCACCGAAGAGGAUCCAUCAAGGAAAUUAGGAGACAGCUGGAAGCCUGUCAAAGAAAGGAAACAUUUGAAGUGGAGUUUGAGGUCCAGAAACGGUGAAGGAAGAAGCCCCGUGCUCUCAGCUUCGUGCUCAGGUCCCCUCGGCUCCUCCAGGGGGUAAAGUUCGAUGUCCUGCCCGCCUUUGAUGCCCUGUGUCAGGUGAUCAAAGGGUACAGACCUGACCCUCAAGUCUACGUCCAGCUUAUCCAAGAGUGCGAGUCCCUGGGGAGAGAGGGCGAGUUCUCCCCCUGCUUCACGGAGCUGCAGCGAGCCUUCCUGAGGGACCGUCCAACCAAGCUGAAGAGCCUCAUCCGCCUUGUGAAGCACUGGUACCAAAUGUGUAAGAUGAGACGUGGGAAAAAACUGCCCCCACAAUAUGCCCUGGAGCUUCUGACAGUCUAUGCUUGGGAGCAAGGAAGCAUGGAAACAGGAUUGAGCACAGCUCAGGGAUUUCAGACUGUUUUGGAAUUAGUCCUGAAGCACCAGCACCUCUGCAUCUACUGGGAAAAGUAUUAUGACUUUGAAAACCCUAUUACUGGACAAUACCUGAGAAGGCAACUUGCAAAACCCAGAUCUGUGAUUCUGGACCCAGCUGACCCUACUGGAAAUGUGGCUGGUAAAGACCCAUAUGGCUGGCAGCUGCUGGCACAAGAGGUUAGAGUCUGGCUGGGAUACUCAUGCUGUAAGAAUUGGGAUGGGUCUCCAGUCAGCACCUGGAAGGUGCCGGUGUGACCUCCUGAUUCCCUCAUGUGA